AUGGUUAACACAGGGCAAUUUGGUUUUCAUUGUGCAGGAUCAAAGCAUUCGUCCUGCCCAACAACUACCAAGGAUGACGAGUUCCAACAAGGACAAUUCCAACACAGUGACAGCUGUGUUGGUGAAACUGGAAAACUGUCCAGUCUGAAAACGCACAUCGGGGACCACACAAAGGAGCGGCCAUUUCAGUGCCAUUUGUGCCCUCAAAGCUUCUCGCACAGAUCCAGCCUGAUUAGGCAUUUGCGCAUCCACUCAGGCGAGAAGCCAUUUCAGUGCCCUUCUUGCUCUCUGAGCUUCUCGCAAAAAUCCCAUCUUGACACACACCUGCGUGUCCACACUGGCGAGCGGCCGUUUCGGUGUCAUUUGUGCCUUCAGAGCUUCUCACAUAGAUCCAACCUGAAUACUCAUUUACGCAUCCAUUCAGGCGAGCGACCAUACUGCUGCACCAUCUGUCCCAAGUCCUUUGCGCUGGUUACUCACUUGAAGAGACAUAUGAAAACAAAGCACCAGGGCAGCCCUGAGGACCUUUUGCUGCACUACGUGGAGCACCUGGAUGUCUUGGAGAAGGAUGUCGGCAAGUUUUGCAUAAAGCAAGCUAGGUUGACGGAGAUCGGGUUUCUACGUGCAAGCCAGUGUGAAAUUGAGAGUGUCGUUAGUUUCAAUUUCAUCAACCACUACCCUGCAUUUUUCAUCUUAGGGCGGUCUUGCUUUUCUUGUGCAGAAUCAAGUUAUUCAUCCUCUCCAACAACUACUGAGGAUGACAAGUCACAGCAGAAAUGCCUCUACCGCUGUGACUUCUGCAACUAUGAAACUGGAAGAUUAUCAUAUCUGAAAACACACAUCGCUGUCCACACAAGCGAGCGUCCAUUUAAAUGCCAUUCUUGCCCUCAGAGCUGCUUCGGAAAGGCCAAUCUCAAGGACCACCUACGCCUCCACACAGGCGAGAAGCCAUUUCAGUGCCCUUCAUGCCCUCUGAGGUUCUCUCAAAAGGGCACUCUAAAAAGGCACAUGCUCAUACACACAGGUGAGCAGCCAUAUCAGUGCCCCUCGUGCCCUCGGAGCUUCUCGCAGAGAUCCAACUUGAAGAGUCAUUUGCGCAUUCACUCAGGCAAGCGGCCAUACUGCUGCCCCAUGUGCCCUCAGACUUUUGUGAAAAGCUGCGACCUCAAGAGACACUUGCGCAUCCACACUUGAGCGACCAUAUUGCUGCAGCAUCUGCUCCAAGUGCUUUGUGCGGGCCAUUAGUUAAAGGGACACAUGGAAACACAUAACCAUGACAGCUCUGAGUAGGUUACUAGCCAUGCAGGUGUGCGUUAUGUAAUAAUUAGUCUGAUGCAUGUAUCUACUUAGCUGCUGACAUGGCAGGACGUUCCUACAUAAUCUAACAAGUUGUAGAGAGUUUUGUUGUAAUGAUAUUACUGUAUUCCUUUGUAUGAAGGCAUAACAAAUUUAGAAGUGAUCAUCCAUCAACUGUGCCUUGAAAAGACUCUAGCCUGCAGGAAAAUAGUCCUGGUACAAUGAGAAUGUGAAGCCCAUGAUCAUGACUUGUUGCUCUCCUCCAAGUCUACUGCUGUCUAAGUGAACAUUCUUGUGAGUUAAGUAGCUUUUUUUUUACCAGGUUUAAGCAUUGCUAACAGACAAGCACGGUGCGUUAGUCAUGCAAUGUCAGUUAUUUAGCAAACUCUCCUCUUGCAUGAACCCCGCUUCCUGCUGGAAAAUAAAGGUCGCAUGCAUAAAUGCCUCUAGGAUGAAUGCACCGUCCGCAGUAUCAUCAAUUAUCGCAUGUGACUUUGGUAAAGCAUCAAAUGCAGAACGCACUAAACUACCACAGGAAGGUGUACCGUGUUGUGAAAGACAAUGAAGGAAAAUAAAAAAGGAGGCUGUACUCACAAGGUGCAUGUGAUACAGUACGUCAGCUCCAGUACCAGAAAUGGGACGGAAGGAAUAUGAUUUCCGUGCACUAGUGGAGGUAAACAAGACGUCUAUUUUGGCUGUGAAGUUUGGCUUCUGGCAACACGGUAAUCUGACACAUUCAAUUCAUUCUAUCUCUUCUUAAUCCUUUAAGUGGGAAGAGACGAAAGAUGUGGCCUAUAAUGCGCUUAUGGCUUCAUUCCUUCUUUGUGAUGUACAAAUAACUGCUAAAUAAAAUAUAAAAAUAUUUCCCAAAAAACUGAGUGAGUUUCAGUAUGUCAACCAUGCUGUUUAGCUACCAGGUUAAUGGCAAAUCUACGGUGCAAGAAUGGUAUUUUGUAGUGCUUGCUAAUGGAAGCCAGCAGCAUACUGUUUUUUUUUUUUUUUUAGUGUUAUACUAAUGAUGAAAAGAACAAAAAGGUUGCAUGCACUUCUCGAAGAGAGAAACACAUUGCGUUACGAACAUUUUAAACCAGGAGUGCCUCUCUAUCAAAGACAACAAUGGCGUCUUAAGUAAAUACUAGCCGGAGGAAAACUGAAGGAUUAUUUUCAUGCUGAUGUUAGACAACCAGCCACAAUCUUUCGAGGCAUUUCGUUUAGGCAUUUUCAGGCAAUCUCAUGUAGAAGAUUUAGCUUUGCUUCAUAUAGAUUUUCUCACAUAGAGGUGUUUUUCAGAACUGUUUGUCUUGCAUUGUGCUUUGUUGUCAGUAACGAGGAUUAGUACAAAAUUCUAGAUUUCUGGUGGCGUCGAAAGAGUGCGAGUUUGCCUAGCCUACAGGAAUGAUGAUUACAUCGUGGAACAUGUCCACCAGCUAGGUCGACCAAAGGACAUUUUUGUUGCCUGGUGAUUUCUUUGAUGUUUUAUGGUCCUAGUUUUGAUCAGCUGCAUUAUUGCCAAUUGAAUAAAGCUAUGAAGGGGUCAGAACAAGUGAAAUUUUUGUGCUGUGCCAAGCUGCCUUCUCAAUAGUAUACUGCAGAAUAGCAUAUUGUUUACGCCUGGUUAGAGGCAACAUUAUCGGAGUUACUAGAAGCUCACAAACCGACGUUUCCAUGGCAGGCUGUGUGACAGCUGCCCAAGAUAUUUUGUUAUUUGCAAGAAAUCGUCAUUUAAAUCUGUGAUUGAUGCUCUUCUUCAUGUGAAUGCAGUAUUGACUAAAGAAUUUUUGCUCGCAAUUCAUUGAGGCCCUGGAAGGCAGUAUGUCUGGUAAAUAGCACUAAGAACGUGCCUCAGCCUUGAAUUGGUAUCUCAACAAUUUUGUUGAGUCAUUGUACACUGCAUACAGGAUGUCUAAUAGAAAAAAAAACUGACAAUUUCAAUAUGCGUUCUGCAGACGCACCUCUAUGUAGAUAGGAAAUGAGACGUUGCUUAAAGAAAGGAAAUAAUUUUCGCACUGCCGUGAGUAUGACCACCACAUAUGCUAAGCAAAGGACCAUGAAGCCAGCAAGUUUUGUCAGCAAAACAUCUGCUGCUGCUCGCUGUGAACAUUUUUGUGAAGCCUAGUGUUGAGCAGGUACCUAAAUAAGCACAAAUUUAAAGGCACUUAAAGGGUUAAUAUGAACAAAUUUGAAAAAUUCUUCCAGUGGAGCAUUGCCCUUGGGUCACGUUACAAGUUCUGAUGUGUAAGGAAAAUAAUUUAUGAGGCCUGGUGAGGGGCCCUUUAAGAGACGUCUACAUUGUGCACUAGAAACAACUGCAUAUUGUUAGUUGUAAAUAUAAUGCUCUCAAUUAUAGGAAAGGUUUGUGUGUAGAGGCAGGACCAGUAUGUGGAUGCCUUGUUUUGGAGAUCAACAGUAUUUCCAACUUCUAAAUACUUAAUAUGGCUGCACUCAUAGAAAAACCUAUUUUAUAAUCGUAUCAUCCUUUUCUCUACAGCGACCACUCCUUUGCUGCGCACAAUAUUUUGAAAGUCCGAAGUAAUCUGCAAUCUUGUCUCAAGUUUACAUCAUUUUGUCAGUAGCAGAUAUCCUAAAUAAAGGACACUUUGACACACUCAUUUAUCACUUCAGCUUGACAAUGUAUGUGUGUUUUUUACCCCUCUUUGAACUCAAUGUAACCUGUGUCGGACUGCAUCAUGCCAUAAGAUUCAGUGUACUUAAGCUGAACUGGUAAGAAAAGAUCAAUUUGCAUUGUGAUCCUCUGGUUCAAUAACGUUUGGCACCUUGUUCAUAGCAAUGCUUAUUCCAGGCUUCAUUCUGGGCAAUACCUGUAACAUUUCUUCCAUUCAUUAUUAAGGAAUUAUAUUGGCUUGUCACUUUGAAGGCUUACUCUAGGCACUUAUUCUCUGCACUGCAUUUGUGGGAAGGUGAACUUCUCUUCAGCGCCACUUUUUCUGCAGGUGUCUUUAGAAAUCUGUGUUCUUCAGUGCCAGGGUACUGUUGUAC
This is a messenger RNA of Dermacentor albipictus, 4293 nucleotides long. Lineage: Eukaryota; Metazoa; Arthropoda; Arachnida; Ixodida; Ixodidae. The record is from RefSeq and is a predicted model, not a curated record.